This is a messenger RNA of Thamnophis elegans (Western terrestrial garter snake), 1950 nucleotides long. RefSeq names its product flavin adenine dinucleotide synthetase 1 (gene FLAD1). Gene Ontology annotation, biological process: FAD biosynthetic process. Gene Ontology annotation, molecular function: FMN adenylyltransferase activity. The transcript has 8 exons. NCBI's taxonomy places the organism in Eukaryota, Metazoa, Chordata, Lepidosauria, Squamata, Natricidae. Bases 182 to 1696 code for a protein of 504 amino acids. The record is from RefSeq and is a predicted model, not a curated record.
CGAUAGGCGGGGCUCCCGGGCAGUUACUUGAGCGAGGCUUGGGGUAACGCAGCUUCACAAAACCCCGCCAAAGCUACCUUCAGAACUGGCAGCUUCCAAGGUCCGCUGGAUCCUGCGCUGGAAUCUUUGGCUCCGCAGGAACGUCGCGCCCGCCGGGAGGCCCAAGCGGUGGCUGCAAACGAUGGCGACCCAGGUGGAUGGGGAGAGUCCCAAAGACAAAGGGGGCACCCCCCAAUCCGCAGCCGUGACCGCCGGCAUCAUCGUCAUCGGAGACGAGAUCUUAAAGGGAUUCACACAAGAUACCAAUUCUUUUUACAUGUGCCAGAAACUCCGCUCGCUGGGGGUGAAGGUGGCCAAGAUCUCUGUGGUGCCCGACCAGGUGGAGGCCAUAGCCACCGAGGUGAAAUCUUUUGCUGACACGUUCACGUACGUUUUGACGUCAGGAGGCAUUGGCCCCACGCACGACGAUGUCACCUUUGAAGCGGUGGCAAAAGCCUUCGGGGAGAAAAUCCAACCGCAUCCGGAGAUGGUGGAGCUGGUCAAGAAAUUUUUCGGCCAGCAGUCCAAGCCCGAAAGCCCUAAGAUGAAGCUGGCUUGCGUCCCCGAAUCGUCUCUUCUCAAUUACGGGGUGGACGAGAAGACGGGACGUACCCUCCCGUACCCGCUCAUCAGUGUCCGGAAUGUCUAUAUUUUCCCAGGGAUCCCCUCGUUAAUGAAACGGGCCCUGGACGGUCUCGAACAUCUCUUCCGGAACGAGAAGACCCAGUUUUACAUGCGGGAGAUCUACGUCAAUGUGGAAGAAACGCGGAUCGCCUCGGUGCUGAACGACACCAACGGCAAAUUCUGGCCUCGCACCAACCUGGGCUCGUACCCGGAUUGGGUCAGCAACUACCACCGAGUGAAGCUGAUCCUGGACUCGGAUUCGGAGGCUGACCUGGACGAGGCGCACGCUUUCCUGAUGGCGAACUUGCCCCAUGGGGUGGUGGUACCUUUGAUAGCGGAUCCGGUCUCCCGGGCCUCUCCGGAUGUCUACGGUUUGGCUGAGUCCGGUUCUCCUCUUGGCCAGAAGGUGGCAGCGUCACUCAGGACCAUCGAAGAAGGCUUGGAGAACUACAGUCUCUCCAAAAUCUGCGUUGGUUUUAACGGCGGGAAGGAUUGCACCGCCUUGUUACACCUCUCUUACGCCGCCGUGCAAAGGCGAUAUCCCGAGAAAUUGAAGCAGCUGCAGGUUCUCUACAUCCGUACCGUCCUUCCUUUCCCCGAGAUGGAAGAAUUUAUUCAAGAGACGUCUCGGAGGUACAACCUUCACAUUUGUGUGGUCCAUGGGAAUAUCAAAGAAGCUUUGGGGAUCCUGAAGGGACAGCAGCCGGAUCUGGAGGCCGUGCUGAUGGGCACCCGCCGGACGGACCCUUAUUCCCGCUCCCUGAAACCCUUCUGUAUGACGGACCCCGAAUGGCCACAGUACAUGCGUGUCUGCCCUCUGCUGGACUGGACUUACCACGAUAUAUGGCGUUUCCUUCGCAGUCUUUAUAUCCCUUAUUGCAUUCUCUACGACAAGGGUUACACCUCGCUGGGGAGCAUGAGUAAUACCCACAAAAACCAAGCGUUGCGUUACAGAAACGCACAAGGCCAAGAAUCCUACCGGCCGGCUUACGAGUUGGAAGACGAGAAAGAAGAACGCAUCUGUCGCCAUUGAAACCCCGGAUCGCGUCUGUAGCCAGCAAUGCUGGUUUAAGCAAGGCCUGGGGGGAAAGAAGUGAACUUUUCAAAGGAAGUUUUAUCGGCGUCGUAAAACGGAACGCGUGGGUGAGGGGCCGUCCUUGGAUUGGCCUAGUCCUGUUGGCAUCUUUCGAACUGCGGAUCGUACGCCACAAACAGAGCGUGUUUCUGAUAUUUUCCAUUUUCUGUGUUGGAAUAAAAAAUUGGGUGUUUCCCCCCCCCCCCAAUUCU